Solenopsis invicta (red fire ant) is the source of this 534-nucleotide messenger RNA. RefSeq names its product probable protein BRICK1-B (gene HSPC300). Bases 225 to 455 code for a protein of 76 amino acids. Gene Ontology annotation, cellular component: SCAR complex. Gene Ontology annotation, biological process: regulation of actin polymerization or depolymerization; cell motility; actin filament organization. The record is from RefSeq and is a predicted model, not a curated record. The transcript is spliced from 3 exons. Gene Ontology annotation, molecular function: protein-containing complex binding. NCBI's taxonomy places the organism in Eukaryota, Metazoa, Arthropoda, Insecta, Hymenoptera, Formicidae.
UUUCAACGUUGACAGCCAUGAAUUGGGAAUUUCUCACUUCGCAUGAGAGAUCCCUGAAAUUAAUUCGGUGUCAUCUCGUCGCUUCUGUCAAUUUACGAUCCAACAUACAACACUUUCCAAACAAUGCGAUAGAAUUGUCAAAGAACGCCCUUCGCUCGUCGUUAUAUCGACAAUUUAGCUAAAGGAAAUCUCAGGAACAGAGUAUACUGCGGUAACCGACGAAAAUGGCAGCCAUACAUCGGGAAGCGAUACAGAAACAGAUUCAACAGGACUGGGCUAAUCGCGAGUACAUAGAAGUCAUCACUGGCAGUAUUAAAAAAAUCACCGACUUUCUUAAUUCUUUUGACAUGUCUUGUAGGUCGAGGAUAGCGGUCCUCAACGAGAAACUCACGACCCUCGAGCGGAGAAUAGAGUAUCUUGAAGCAUGCGUUACAAAGGGUGAAACACUGACGUAAUACUUCUACAUAUAACAUCUUUUUAUAAUCCUUUUUAUUUCUUGUACUAGAACCUGAAUAAAUACAUGACAAAAGCGAA